This is a messenger RNA of Malania oleifera, 1869 nucleotides long. RefSeq names its product zinc finger BED domain-containing protein RICESLEEPER 2-like. The coding region runs from base 1 to 1869 and encodes 622 amino acids. Lineage: Eukaryota; Viridiplantae; Streptophyta; Magnoliopsida; Santalales; Ximeniaceae. The transcript is spliced from 7 exons. Gene Ontology annotation, molecular function: protein dimerization activity. The record is from RefSeq and is a predicted model, not a curated record.
AUGGACUAUGGAUUAGAAACAGUUCCUGAGGAAAAGAUUGAGCUAGCAAAACUAUUCCAAGAUCAACUAUACAUCAACAUGGUUGAUCAAGAGAAGCAUUGGCUAGAUGUUUCUAAAUCUGCAUCAAGUUUUUAUGCGCUCUGCCGAUCUGCCCCGCACGACGCAUGCCCGCAUGCCGUAGCUCUCCUGCCUCUCCAUCAGAGUCAUUGGACCACCUCUCGGAGUCGGCAAAUCCCCUCUGGCCUCUUCGAGUCUUCGGCAGCUCGGCUCUCCAGAGUCCAGCCUCUCGUCUCGGUCCUCAGCGUCUCAGACUCUCAGCCACCAGCUCGCCGUGCAAACUCGAACCCCUAUAUUAAAGGGAAAAUGAGCAAUGACUUGCCUAUAGAGGUGGAGGUGCCAAACUUGGAGGAUGCAAUAAUGACGCAAGCUAAUUCCCAACAUCAGCCUUCAAAUCCCAGUAUGACAAAGGGCUCAAAGGCAACUCUUACAAAUUGGAAAUUUGACCAAGAGGCAAUUCGAAAGGCAUUAUCUUACAUGCUUACUGUUGAUGAAUUGCCUUUUAAAUUUGUAGAGAAUGUGGGAUUCAAACAUCUUAUGAAAGUUGCAUGCCCUCGUUUUCGAAUUCCAUCAAGAUGGACAAUUUCUAGGGAUUGUUAUGACCUUUACAUGGAAGAGAGUCAUAAAGGUGAAGAGAUAGGUAUGGCCAUUGAGAGGUGUUUGUUUGACUGGGGAGUUGAUAAUGUGUUUACAAUGACUGUAGAUAAUGCAAGUUCAAAUGACGUUGCAAUUGCCUACAUAAAAAGAAAAGUUUCAAAUUGGAGAAAAGACAUUUGUGGAGGCAAAUUCUUGCACAUGAGGUGCAUUGCACAUAUAAUUAACCUAGUUGUGCAAGAUGGUUUGAAAGAAAUGGGGGAUUCAGUUGCUCGUGUUAGAGACGUAGUCAGAUAUGUUAGGCAUUCACCUGCUAGGUUGAAAAAUUUCAAGCGUUGCGCAAAAGUAGAAAAAGUAGAAUGCAAAAAGAUGUUAUGCCUAGAUGUUAACACUCGAUGGAAUUCUACUUAUCUAAUGCUAGACACAGCUCAAAGAUAUGAAAUGGCUUUUGAAAGGUUUAGGGAUGAAGAUCCUUCAUUUAGAAUUGAGCUUGAGACUAGGGAUGGCAUACCAAGUAGUUUUGAUUGGGAACAAGUUAGAAAAUUUGUGAUGUUUUUGGAACACUUCUAUGAACUCACUAUACGAGUUUCAAGUUCUUUAUGUAAGUUGGGAUUUGUGCAAUAUGCUCUUUCUAUUAUGUAUGAAGGUGACAAAGGUUUAUUGGUGGGGAAAAAGGUUCAGGAUACAACAUUUGAAUUGUUUGCUGAGUAUAAAAAGUUGUCACAAUCUAAAAAUGAAGAAUCAAAUAGAAGUGAAACUUCAAGCUCGACUUGCUCCACUGGUCAAGGUGAAGCAGUAGAACGAAAGUUCAAAGUUUUGUAUCAAAAGUACAAGACUCAAAUUGGAGGUGAAGAUAAUAAAUCAGAGUUGGAUAGGUAUUUGGGGGAGGAUUGUGAAAAGGACGUGGAGGGCUUUGAUAUUUUGGAGUGGUGGAGGUUAAAUAGUCAAAGGUUUCCCGUCCUUUCACAUAUGGUUCAUGAUGUUUUAGUAGUAUCCAUCUCUACAGUUGUUUCAGAGUCUGCUUUUAGCAUAGGGGGGCGUGUUCUCGAUGCCUUUAGGAGUUCUUUGACUCCUAAAAUUGUUCAAGAUCUUAUUUGUACACAAGAUUGGAUGCGGGGUUCACACACUCCAAUUAAGGUUGAAGAAGACAUAUAUGACCUUGAAAAUCUAGAAAAAGAGUUGUCAAAGGUUGCAUUGGAGUCCACAAUUGGGGAAUAA